This is a messenger RNA of Oppiella nova, 291 nucleotides long. Lineage: Eukaryota; Metazoa; Arthropoda; Arachnida; Sarcoptiformes; Oppiidae. The record is from the annotation of a GenBank genome assembly.
AUGAGUGGCGGACAUGAUAUCACCGGUGUCUCCAUCCGGACACCGAUUGUUCGCUACUUAAAAGCUGGCACUAAAGACAAGCCGAAGACUACCGCUAAGACGGCGCCGAAGGCAGCGACCGGUGCCACUAAGAAGAAGACCGCGCGAGUGGUGCCCAAGAAUGUGAAGAAACUGAUGACCCAUCGGUCCACUCGACCCCUUUGGGCCAAAAUCAGGCGCUCGGCUAAGCUCUUCUUUCACGGCCGCCUUGUCGACGACUUCUUCUUCGGCUUCAAACACCACUUCUUCUAG